Messenger RNA from Daldinia decipiens, 1999 nucleotides. Its product is annotated as MFS general substrate transporter. The transcript has 5 exons. Gene Ontology annotation, biological process: transmembrane transport. Gene Ontology annotation, molecular function: transmembrane transporter activity. The coding region runs from base 383 to 1957 and encodes 524 amino acids. Gene Ontology annotation, cellular component: membrane. The record is from RefSeq and is a predicted model, not a curated record. NCBI's taxonomy places the organism in Eukaryota, Fungi, Ascomycota, Sordariomycetes, Xylariales, Hypoxylaceae.
CUUCGGCUCUUUUUUCGCUAUAUAGAUUGAGAUUAUUAACUGUAUGAAACAUCAUUUUGUAGUCGAUCCCAUCACUUUAGACUCCUAACAACCCAUGAACUGAGGCUUAAGCAACAAGACCUGCGUUAGUCAUUCUCCGCCAGAAAAGGGGGAUAUUCCAACCGACCAAUCACAAUAUCGAUUCCUGUUCCUCGGGUGUAAAUCUACACAAGGGUAAGGGGUCGAGUCUCUCCUAGAAAUUUGGGAUAAGUAGUCUAAGCACGCGACGAAUUUUCACUCUUUAAUUAGUUGAAAAAGCAUCCGCGAGGUCAUAAGUGGUAAGCCCUUAAUCAUAACCAUCGCCGAGAGAUCAGAUCACAUCAGUAAACUCGAUAUCCUUAUCAUGGCUGAAGGCACUCAUGAAAUCAAAGAAGCUCCCGAGCAGGUCGAUAAUGGCGGAUCCGAGCAUGUCGAAAACAACGUAAAAAUCGAUACCAAGAUUGAUCAGCGCCAUGCAGAAAUGUACGCCGAAGCCUUACGGCAAUAUCCAGAUGAAGCUUCCAUUGACAAAGAAGCCGAGAAGAAACUCAAGCGGAAGUUGGAUAGACGCAUAUUGCCUCUGCUAGGAAUAUGCUACUUCUUCUACUAUGUUGACAAGACCACCCUCUCCUAUGCUGCCAUUUUUGGCAUCCAGUCGGACCUUCACUUGAAGGGGGCCGAGUACUCAUGGCUGUCGAGCAUUUUCUACUUCGGCUGGCUCUUCUGGUCGAUCCCGUCGAACCUCAUCAUGCAACGCUGCCCACCCGCCUAUUAUUUGGCGUUCAACAUCUUCAUGUGGGGGGUGCUCUUGAUGGCCCAAGCCGCAGCCAAGGACUUUGCUGGCCUCACUGCUUUAAGAAUCCUUUCCGGUGCUUUCGAGGCCAUUGCGGACCCGGCUUUCAUGCUUAUAACGUCCAUGUACUACACGCGUGAAGAACAACCUUCUCGUAUCUCGGCGUGGUAUGCUUGGAACGGUAUUGGUAUAGCUGGUGGCGGUCUCAUUGGAUACGGAAUUGGCCAGAUCGAAGGCGCACUUCGCUCGUGGCGAUACGAGUUUAUCGUCGUAGGAUCACUGUGUACUUUCUGGAGCAUCGUCCUGUUACUACUCUUGCCGAACUCGCCCACAACAUUCUGGGGCUUCAGCAAACAAGAACGAUUGCUCAUGAUAGCUCGUAUUCGCCGCAACCAGACCGGAAUCGAGCACCAAAGAAUCAAUUGGGGCCAGAUCAAGGAAGCUUAUCUUGACUACAAGACUUGGCUCUUCGUGUUAUUUGGCUUCCUCGGCGCGAUCCCAAACGGGGGCAUCUCCAAUUUCUCAACUUUAGUUAUUCAGGGGCUAGGGUUUGAUACACUACACACGGCCUUGCUAGGCAUCCCGCAGGGUGUUCUCGUCGUCAUCUGGAUCGGUCUCGGGGCUCUUGUUAAUAACUACAUGCCGGCUAAUAGCCGCACGAUUGUUUCUGCUUUGUUCAUGCUGCCUACGAUAGGUGGAAGCUUGGGCUUCUUACUCGCGCCUACUAACGCCUACGUUGGGCGAUUGAUCUGCUUCUACCUAACUGGUUCCUACCAAGCAUCAUUUGUGAUCUCUCUGUCUCUAGUAACGAGCAACACAGGAGGACAAUCUAAGAAGAUGAUCGUAUCCGGGAUGGUCUGGUUUGGCUCAUGCGUCGGAAACAUCGCAGGGCCCUUCUUUUACAAGUCCGAACAGGCGCCAUCCUACCAUCUCGGUAUCGGAUCUCUCCUUGUCGCAAACGUUGCCGAAUUCGUCCUUUUCUUCGUCUUCCGUUACGCGUUCAAGUGGGAAAAUAGACGAAAGGAGAAAGUCCGUGCCGCUUUACGGGAAACUGGUGUGAUCACGGAUAACGCCGAGGGGUUGAACGCAACGGCGUUCCAGAACUUGACAGACAAGGAGAACCCAAAUUUUGUUUACGUAUAUUAAAAGAACUAUUAAAUUUAAAUUUAACAUUUCAAAAACAUAAAA